This is a messenger RNA of Durio zibethinus, 961 nucleotides long. The record is from RefSeq and is a predicted model, not a curated record. Lineage: Eukaryota; Viridiplantae; Streptophyta; Magnoliopsida; Malvales; Malvaceae.
AGUAUGUAGUGUUAGAUUGCUCAACUCUCUUCGCCGCUCUCGUACUUCAUCUGCUAGGCAGACCCCAAAAAAAAAAAAAAAGAACCUUAGGCAGCAGAAGCUGCAUCCAGAUCAGCUGCCAUGGUGAAGUAUUCGAAGGAGCCCGAUAAUCCCACCAAGUCCUGCAAGGCAAGGGGCUCUGAUCUCAGGGUUCAUUUUAAGAACACAAGGGAGACAGCUUUUGCCAUCAGAAAGUUACCAUUGGUUAAGGCUAAGAGGUAUUUGGAGGAUGUUAUGGCCCACAAGCAGGCCAUACCCUUCCGACGCUUUUGUGGUGGUGUUGGACGUACAGCUCAGGCAAAGAAUAGGCAUUCUAAUGGACAAGGUCGCUGGCCUGUAAAAUCUGCCAAGUUCAUUCUAGAUUUACUGAAGAAUGCUGAGAGUAAUGCUGAGGUUAAGGGUUUGGAUGUCGAUGCGCUCUAUAUUUCUCACAUCCAGGUAAACCAGGCUCAGAAACAGAGGCGUCGCACUUACCGCGCCCAUGGAAGAAUCAACCCUUACAUGUCUUCUCCAUGCCACAUUGAGUUAAUUUUGUCCGAGAAGGAAGAGCCUGUCAAGAAAGAGCCUGAAACUCAAUUGGCAGCUAGCAAGUCCAAGAAGUACGAAGCUCAGCGCAGCGGUGCUUCCUCUUGAGUGAAAGUUUGAAAUUCUAGUCGGUGAAGGAGUUUUUUUUUUUUUUUUUCUGGCCUUUGAUUUCUUACUUUCGAGGAAGUUUUGAUAUUUUUCAAAAUAGAAUGAGUUGCUGUGAUGUAUUGGAUGGCUUCUUUUGUAUUCAAACCGUGUUUAGUCAAAUGAUAUCUGAGCUUUAUCUUGGAGGUUUUUGUUUAAUCUAGUCUUAGUUCAAAAGUGUUAUCCGAAGGGUUCAUUUGGUGGGAGAGAAUUCCACCGCAUUGUCAAAUGAAUUCGAAGUUGCUUUUAUGAA